Durusdinium trenchii is the source of this 1340-nucleotide messenger RNA. The record is from the annotation of a GenBank genome assembly. Lineage: Eukaryota; Dinophyceae; Suessiales; Symbiodiniaceae.
GACGAUUCGUUCAAAACCACCGGAAAAAAGAGAACACACACACACACAAAAAACACAAACAAAACCGAGUCUUCUUUGUUUUCGCAUUGCGUAGCAGAACUUCAGGCCUGGGGGAUCCAGGCCCGAUUCGAGGGAUUUAGACCAUAGCAUCUAUAACUAUUGUUUUACGCGUGAUACGAUUCUUUGGUGGUAACCAAAUCGAUCAACCAAAACGUUUCUGCAAGCCACGGUUGGGCGGUGGGAAUGGUGCAAGUUCCAAAAUGAGUCUGUUUUGGAAAAGGAUGCAAUUUGUGUUUCUAAACGAUCCGUCUCACGUGUUCAAUGAGCCGCGUGCCCUCAGAGAUUCUGGUGCUAUUUUCCAGGCUGAGAUUGAUAGCACUCCGCCAGGUUUACUUUCCAGCCAGGCUGCGGCUCAAAGAGCGUGACUCCAAAAACCAUCCACAGCAGGGGGCACCGGCGCCCUCGGUUCACCGCGAAAUCCACCGGCACGGCUUUUUCGCUGAAAACAAAUCCGAGAAGAUUCCGAUUGGAACCGGCAAAUCGAAUAUAGAUGGAAUGUGACCAGGUGUUCGUUUUUUUGGGUUGCAUUUUGAUACGUCGUGAUACUCGGUCUUUGGCCUUGCAAACAUGGUUUUCGGACGUCUCUUUACAUCAUGGGCUAGCACAGGAGCCCAGCUUCCAAGAGGUUUCGCUGAAGAAGGUGCAAACUGCAUUACAGCUUCUCCGGGCUGAGCCAGAACCCAGCGAGGGGUGCUCCUCCGCUGGUCCUGGAGAGAACCUCUGGACGGCCGCCAGCGACGGCGAUCAAGCGCGGGUGGAGGCGCUCAUGGCGCUGGAGGGCUUCCAGCCUAGCUCGCAGGAUGAGAACGGCUACACGCCUGUCAUGGCAGCCGCCUCCUGGGGCCAUGCUGAGCUCCUGUCGCUGCUUCUGUCACGGGAGCCUCACAGUGCCAACGUCGCUGACACCGAUGGCGAUGCUCCAUUGCACCAUGUGGCGCAAGCCUGUGAACUGGAGGCUGACCAGCUCCGGCCGGUGCUCCGGCUCUUGUUGGAGGCCAAGGCGGACGUCAACGCCAGGAAUGCAGAGGGAAAGAGCUGCUUGGACUGUUGUGCCAUGGGCGCCAUGGUUGAGGGCGAGGAGGAACAAGAGCCUCAGAUCAAUUUGGCCUUCCUGAAGGUGAUGGAGGAGUUUGGCUUCAAAGUCUGAGUGCUGGAUGAACGACCAGGGACCAAAGUCUUCCCGUUCGAAGGGACCAGCUCUCAGCAAGACAUGCUGGGGCUACCAUCGCCAAGCCACGUGAACGAUGUCACCCACGAAGCGGCCAAUUGACGAAGCAAAC